Penicillium samsonianum is the source of this 264-nucleotide messenger RNA. Its product is annotated as LysM peptidoglycan-binding domain-containing protein. The coding region runs from base 1 to 264 and encodes 87 amino acids. Lineage: Eukaryota; Fungi; Ascomycota; Eurotiomycetes; Eurotiales; Aspergillaceae. The transcript has 2 exons. The record is from RefSeq and is a predicted model, not a curated record.
AUGUACGGAAAGUCCGUUCUUGCCUUGGCUCUCUUGUCAGAGUUGAUUGCUGCACGCUCCGUCGGACAUGCCUUUUCUCGUCGUAGUGUUGACUGCACCUUCACGAUAGCUGCCAGUUCUGGAGACACUUGUGAGACCUUUGCUGACAGCUGGGGCAUAACCACCAAGGAGCUCAAGUCCAUCAAUCCUGAUCUGGACUGCGCCAAAUUCGAUGACAACGCUGAGUAUUGUGUCUCUGACUACCGCAACUUCCAACACCGCUGA